Messenger RNA from Mizuhopecten yessoensis (Yesso scallop), 1494 nucleotides. RefSeq lists its product as uncharacterized. NCBI's taxonomy places the organism in Eukaryota, Metazoa, Mollusca, Bivalvia, Pectinida, Pectinidae. The record is from RefSeq and is a predicted model, not a curated record. Bases 72 to 680 code for a protein of 202 amino acids. The transcript is spliced from 5 exons.
UCGGCGAAGGCGGAGAUGAUCAGUCUCUCCCCUGAUAUUUACUUCUUUUGUUUAAUUCUUUGAUUACCACAAUGAAUAUCAGGUUAUUCUUGAUAUUUGUGGUAAUGCUGUGCGCCAUGCACCAAGGGCCUGCUGUAUAUCGGGACCUUACGUGCGUGGAGCCCGAGCCAGGAUAUGCAAACAAAAUGUUUUAUUAUUUCACCGCAAGUGAAAUUGAGAAAGUCUGUCCAACGGUUACCGAGCUGACAUGGCGAAUUGGAAAUGAGGUAUUCUUUAAUCUGCUGUGUGUGCUUCUUACCCUGCUGUUGGGCUAUGCGCCGUCGGUCGGAAAAAUCGUCAAAGAGAAAUGGUCAGCCGCCGUGUCAAUGCUCCAAGAAUGGAGAGCUCGUCCUUCCCUCUGCCGUCACUGCGGUACUGCCCCGUGUCAGGUUAAAAGGAGAUCAUUGCGGAAGCCCUCAGGUACUCGUAAGAAAGACAAGGCGAACUUCGCAAAAAGGUCAAACGUCAUGAUGUUGUUUUACUAUGGACUAGAGUUGUCCGUGGUACUGACCAAGGAGCUGCCAUGGAAUGACCUGUACUUGGAGAGGAAGCUCGUCCAGCAUUUUGAGGAGGAGCCUAUGGUGUUGUUCCCAGUGUGCAUCCAGCGUCAUAUCAACUACUGGUACCCUGUCCCUCGCUAGAUUCGUUGCGCCGUUCAAAGAGAAGAAUGUGAAUUGCAGUCGGUGACGGAAUAGAAGUUUGAGAUUGGCGUCCGAGACUCGAUUUUAUUUGGGGGGGAGGGUCACGAUCCGAUCCGAAUGGAAUGGUGUAUGGCCAAUAUUAAUGUUUUACCUUAUAUUUGUUAUAUUGAAUUGUAACUCUAUGGAUCUUGACCACUGGUGGUUUCGUGAAGAACUCAAUCGAUAUCUGAUGAAUUGGCCAUUUAUAACUUAGCUAGUAUUGUCCAGCAGUGGUCCAACUGAUAAAUUUCGAUGGUGUUUGUUUGAUUGGUUAGUUGCUAACAUGCUUCUAUUGGCCAUUAGGUAAUUUGAGUAGUUGUGGAGUUAGAAAGUUGACCAAAUAGCAUUGGUCAGUUCGAAGUCGGUUCGCUUUAUGUAGAUGUUCUCGGUAUUUAAUACUUUAGCAAGUUAGAACGAUGUCGAUCUUAACUGUUAAUAAGUGUUUUGAGAAAAAUUGUCAAAUACUCAACGAAUACAUUGUAGGUCAGCUCAAACCACCAUUGGUUCCACGCUGAUUGCGCCUAUCAUUUCGAAAGGUUCUAAUUCUGUCAUAUCUUGAAAGCUAUCGGUCCUUUGUACAUUUAUGCUAUGCUUAGUAAUUUGGCAUAUCAAACUUGAUUGAUUCUGCAAUGACCGCUAAUGGCACGGUCAGGUGGUGUUGUCGUGGUCAGUUAUUCACUAAGUCAAAUCGACCUACAGGUUCUGUAAAAUUACCAACAUGCAUAAUUCUGUCCAUUUUGUGCCGGUCAGUUUUGCUUUUGCGAAUUUGUGUAGU